CCAAUCGACUAUCCUUCUUCUCUGACUAUUAACUGAAAUGGUUCUCUAAUCACUUAAUUAAACUCGUCUUCGUUUUCUCCUCCCUCUUCUUCUUCACCACCAUCAUCGUUAUCUUUAGUUACAAUCAAAAGUAUGGCGUCCGCACAGUUAACAAUUCGGAAGAUUGUGGGUAUAAUAGGAAAUGCCAUCGCACUAUGUUUGUUUCUAUCACCAACGCCAACUUUUAGAAGGAUCGUGAAAAAGAAGUCAGUUGAGGAAUACUCACCAAUACCGUAUUUAGCGACUCUAAUAAACUGUCUCGUUUGGGUUCUCUAUGGACUCCCUAUGGUGCAUCCGGACAGCACACUGGUCGUUACAAUCAACGGUGCAGGCAUCCUAAUCGAAGUUGUAUUCAUUACCAUCUUUUUCGUUUUCAGUGGCCGCCCAAAACAGAGAUUGGUAAUAGCUGCUGUUUUAGCCGGUGAAACGCUGUUCGUGGCUAUUCUCUCAGUCUUGGUCUUCACUUUACAACACACUACCAGAGAACGUACGAUGAGCGUUGGAAUCGUAUGUUGCGUUUUCAACGUGAUGAUGUAUGCUUCUCCAUUGUCUGUUAUGAAAAUGGUAAUAAGAACGAAAAGCGUGGAGUUCAUGCCGUUUUGGCUGUCGUUAGCUGCGUUUCUAAACGCGGGUGUUUGGACUGUCUAUGCACUCAUGCCUUUGGAUCCAUUCAUAGCUAUUCCAAAUGGAAUUGGAUGUAUAUUUGGGCUGGCCCAAUUAAUAUUGUAUGCUACAUACUACAAAUCCACCAAGAAAAUGAUGGCAGAGAGACAACCGAUGAUAGGUUUAUCCAGUGUGGUCGUUCGUAUUGGAUCGGAGAAAGUUGCGCAACCAUCGGCUUAGCGGCGUUUGAUUUGAUCUACUCAAACUAAACCGUCCGAUUAUCAUGCUUUUAUUUUCAGUCUUUGUUUAAGUAAUUUCGAUGUCCGUUAUUUGGAGAGCAAUGUGCACUUUUAAAAACUAUGGGGUGUGUAAUGUUCCAACUUUAAAGAUUAUGCGGACUCAAAUAAAAAUUAAAAAAUUCGUCUUA
Molecule: messenger RNA, 1069 nt
Organism: Brassica napus (rape)
Lineage: Eukaryota; Viridiplantae; Streptophyta; Magnoliopsida; Brassicales; Brassicaceae
Product: bidirectional sugar transporter SWEET7
Exons: 5
Coding region: 133-882 (249 amino acids)
Biological process (GO): carbohydrate transport
Cellular component (GO): membrane
Molecular function (GO): sugar transmembrane transporter activity
Source: RefSeq, a predicted model, not a curated record